This is a messenger RNA of Magallana angulata, 1674 nucleotides long. RefSeq lists its product as uncharacterized. The record is from RefSeq and is a predicted model, not a curated record. NCBI's taxonomy places the organism in Eukaryota, Metazoa, Mollusca, Bivalvia, Ostreida, Ostreidae. Bases 1 to 1674 code for a protein of 557 amino acids. The transcript has a single exon.
AUGUCUGUAGUGCGAAGUGAAUUACCGAUUCCUUUACCUAUGAAUGUGAAGGGAGACCUCAAAGGGAACUGGAAAUUCUUUAAAUCACAAUGGAUGAAUUAUGAAAUAGCCACAGGCCUGGACAAGAAACAUGUUGCAAUCAGGAUAGCAACAUUAUUAACAGUCAUUGGCAAAGAUUGUUAUCAUAUUUAUGAGAACUUAAACCUCACGGAAGAAGAGAGACAGGAUAUAGCAGCAGUUAUAGAAGCACUUCAAAAACACUUUACACCAAAGACAAAUGUUAUCUAUGAAAGAUAUAUCUUCAAUACAAGUGAUCAACUGCCCAAUGAAACACUAAAUGACUACAUCUGCAGGCUGAGAGAACUCGCGAAGUCGUGCGAAUUUCGAAACAUGACUGAUGAUAUGAUACGUGAUCGUCUAGUGUUAGGGACCAAAGACACAGCAUCAAGAGGCAGAAUGUUAAGAGAAGCCGACUUAACACUGGACAAAGCUUUAACAAUGUGUUUGACAAGCGAAAGAACUUCAUCACAGCUGCAGAAGUUAGAACACAACACCAGUCAUACAGCCAGUUCAGAACUAGCAGAAGUGAAAUACGUCAGUUCAAAAGGAGACAAAACCUAUAAACCCAGAGGAAAACAUCCAUUCAAAGGUCAAGGGAAGAAACAGCAGAAGACUGUACAGCCAAAGAACAGUGCAAUGGUUAUUAAGUGCAAGUACUGUGGAGGCACACAUCCACGAGACAGAGACAAAUGCCCAGCUUUCGGACAUACAUGCUGGAAAUGUAAGAAGAAGAAUCACUUUCCAAAAGUUUGUAAACAGACUACUGUGAACAGUAUCCAAGAGGAAGACACAAAUGACUCGGACUCUGAUUCUCUAUAUGCUGUGAAUUCUUCGUCUGGAAAACAGUGGUUCGUAAAAAUCCACAUGAGUGCUAGUGGAAACAGUUCUAAUGUUACCUGUCAAUUGGAUAGUGGGUCUACCUGCAACGUAAUAAACUUUAGGCAGUACGCUCAAAUCAUGCAAACAGGCGACCCCCCACUGAAACCUACCGAGAAGACACUAAAGCUCUACGGAGGGAAAUCGAAACUCAUUCCUCUUGGCAUUGCAACCUUGAAAUGCCGGGUGAUCCAGUCUGGAAAAACAGAAAAUCUUGACUUUUAUGUAGUCGAGAUGGACCAGACACCUAUCCUCUCAGCAGAAGCUUGUGAAAAACUUGGAUUACUGACUGUCAAUGUAGUUCACAAGCUGACAACUACGUCAUCACAAUUUAAGCCAUUGUCCAAGGAACAAAUUCUUGAUGAGUUCAAGGAUGUAUUUGAAGGACUCGGUGAGUUUAAAGGCGAGUACCACAUUGAACUUGACCCAACAGUGAAGCCAGUACAGAGACAGCCAAGAAGGGUACCACAAGCUCUUAAGGGAGAAAUUAAGGAAAAAAUUGAAUCUCUAGUCAAAAGAGGUGUUCUCAAGAAAGUGUCAUCACCUACAGAUUGGAUUAGUAACAUGGUUGCUGUCAAAAAGCCUGGUAAACUGAGACUGUGCAUCGACCCCAAAGACUUAAACUCUGCUAUUAAAAGACCACAUUACCAAAUGCCAACUGUAGAUGAUAUUCUACCUAAGAUAUCAAAGGCCAAAGUGUUCACUGUGAUGGAUGCUAAAGAGGUUUCUGGCACGUGA